Molecule: messenger RNA, 1551 nt
Organism: Penicillium odoratum
Lineage: Eukaryota; Fungi; Ascomycota; Eurotiomycetes; Eurotiales; Aspergillaceae
Exons: 3
Coding region: 1-1551 (516 amino acids)
Source: RefSeq, a predicted model, not a curated record
AUGUCAGUGGCAACCAAGUCCCCUCCACAGCCUGCAACACAAGAUGUCAUUUUAUCUUCUCCAAAGAGUGAUUCUCUAAAGAGCUUUUUGAAAUGCGUCAUUGAAUUAGCCACUAGUCCUGAGCUACAGGCUACUACCACCAUCAUGUGCGAAUUCGAUCACCAGAAACAGCAGAUAAAACAACUAAACGACUUGGGGAAAGACCAUAUGAUCACUAUAAAAACUAUGGCGGCAACAAUCCAGAAUGAGAAGAAAGCUCAUGAAGACACCCAAGCGCAGUUGGAAAGGUUGAAAAAAGAGAUGGCAGACAAGGACAGGGUUAUCGCCGAUCAAUUGCAGAAGAUCAAUGCACUUGGAAAAGAUGCCAAGAAUUUGAGAUCAGAGAAAUCUCAAGAAACAAUGAGAGCUACGCGGUUGUCUGAUGAAAAUACUUUGUUGCAGAGGGCUCUAAAAGAGAAGGAUGCUAUCAUCGAAAAGAAUUCAGCUUCUGAAACGGCACUCGAUGAACGCUUGAAAUCGGAAAAAAAGAGAAGCGAGAAGUUGAGUGAAGAUUACGCGUCUCUGGAGCGUAUGAUGACAGAAUUCCAAGUCAAGUUGCAACAGACGGAGAGCUUCAGAGCCCCAUACUCAGAAAUGGACAUAGAGCUCAUGACCGAUCAAUUUGCCAAUCUAUGGGAUUAUGCCACACAGCAAAUUUCCAAGGUCUUGAACCAAGACAUCUUGAUUGAUCAUAUCUCAUGGGAGACAUUUCGAAAAGGUAGCACUUUUAUGAUGCCGCAUACUGUCCCUCUGCCCGCUUCCACCAGCAAGGCUGCCAAGGGAAUGCGACUCGUUAUCACACUAGCCAUUCUAUCAAGAGAGAUUGAGAAACACAUCUUUCAGCCGAAUUAUCUGGAUUCAGAUGACAACCAGCUGCGCCGUGUACUGAGCGAACUUGCCACAACAAAUGGCGAAAAAGAAUCAUUUUGUCGGGCCAUGCUUCUUUCAAUUGAUGAGACGGUUCAAAGGAGGUCUGCCCUGUCCAGAGUCUCACGAAUUGCUCGGGACGUGACACACCAUCUAUUUGGUACCCUCUCAGAUAUCAAACAAGAGGAGCUUCGACAAACUAUGUCGAAGAUUGCGGAGGAAGCAAUGAAUGUUUGGAUCCCUCUCCAACAUGCUGAAAUUAAAUAUGAGCCAGACUUCGAGCCUCUUCUUUGGGAUGAUGAUGAAUGGGCGUGUUUUGAAUUUCCGGGAGAAAAGACCGCAAAUGCGAAGAGGGAUGCCGGAAGUCCGACGGAACUCCUUACUAUUUUCCCGCGCAUUUCCCAGGUAGCCGAGAAAAAACGCCAUGGUUGGACUUUUGUCACUCAGAUCAGGUCAUCACAUCAUCUCUGGAGCCUGGCGGAGCAAGAGGUUAAUCGGAGCCCAAGUAGCCCGGUGACUCGGAUGCCAUCGACAGGCACUAGGAGACCAUCUAUCUCUGCGACCGCACGUCCUAAUGGGAUUCUUAACGGGAAGACAUCGCCUGAUGGGAAGCCUUCUUACAGAAAGGAAAACGGAGCUCAAUAA